AUGGGAUUUAAGCAACCAUAUGAUGGAGGCAAUCAAUUCUUUGCUACAAUAAGCAUUGUUGUUACUGCAUAUGAGUGUAAGAAGGAAAUGGUGCUUUCAAAAUUAUAUGCUGACAGCGACUUCACUGACUUCCAUCUGGCAACAUCUGAUGGAUCUGUACCAGUCCACAAGGCAUACAUGGCUGCUCACAGCGACGUGUUUAAAGCUAUGUUGAACAACGAGUGGAAAGAAACAGUCAAUGGUGAAAUAACAAUGAAAGGAGUCACUGUUAAGACACUUCAACAGCUAAAGGAAUACAUGUAUUUGGGCAUAGUGCCUGAGGAUGGACUCCGUCCAUUGCUUUUGAUCGCCAGGUGCUACCUUAUGGAAGAUUUAGAGAAACAUUGCAUUAGAAAGCUAGCUGAGAAUGUUACAGGGGAAAACCUAUUCUCACUUCUUGAAUUUGCAUGUGACAACAAUAUUCCAGAACUAUCAUUUGCUAUGCUAGUGAUGACUGAAAAUGUUGAUAUCAAUAAAGCAGCUGCAAAUUUAACACGUGUUAUGGAUAGUCAAAAGGCAAAAGAAUCUCAAUAG
Molecule: messenger RNA, 573 nt
Organism: Cydia fagiglandana
Lineage: Eukaryota; Metazoa; Arthropoda; Insecta; Lepidoptera; Tortricidae
Exons: 1
Coding region: 1-573 (190 amino acids)
Biological process (GO): regulation of proteolysis; proteasome-mediated ubiquitin-dependent protein catabolic process
Cellular component (GO): cytoplasm
Molecular function (GO): ubiquitin protein ligase binding
Source: RefSeq, a predicted model, not a curated record